Messenger RNA from Rhineura floridana, 5110 nucleotides. RefSeq names its product peter pan homolog (gene PPAN). Gene Ontology annotation, biological process: rRNA processing; ribosomal large subunit assembly. The record is from RefSeq and is a predicted model, not a curated record. Gene Ontology annotation, cellular component: preribosome, large subunit precursor. The coding region runs from base 464 to 2095 and encodes 543 amino acids. The transcript is spliced from 12 exons. Lineage: Eukaryota; Metazoa; Chordata; Lepidosauria; Squamata; Rhineuridae. Gene Ontology annotation, molecular function: rRNA binding.
UUUGCCUCAUCCAGCAGGCUCUUAUGUUCUUAAAAGCUUUAAAAUCAACGGAAACCCUUAUUUUGAAUGGAAAAAAGGGGGGAAGGACUUAGAAAGAGGACAAACCACCAUCUUUUCUCCUCACUUUUGUUGAGAGGGGAUGAGAUGUAUGCUACUGUCUAAUCAGAGCGGCACUAAUAUUCUACAUCUCUGCAUUGUUUUCUGUGAACAACACUCUUUUCAAUUAUAUUCAAAGUCUUCUCGGAAGAAAAGAUCUGCGUGUGAGCUUGUACAUGAUAAAGUCUACGGUUCCAAGGAACAAACCGGAUCACUGACUAAGUAGCCGGAAGGAUAUUGAGGUAGAACCGGAACUCUUUGGACUUGGGAGAGAACCCCGGCGCUUUGAUAGCAGAGCACUCUUGGCCGGAAGUAGCUGAGUUCCGCGUGGUCGCAGUAAAAGGAGUCGGGUGAAGAAGUGAGCGCCAUGGGGAGGCCUACCAAAACUAAGAACCAGAAGAAAGAGCGGGCAGUUGCCCAGCAUCGGUCUCAGGAGGAGUAUGGCUCUGUACCUCACUCCUUUGUUUUUCACCGUGGUAGCAUUGGCAAGAACUUGCAGCAGCUUAUCUUAGAUGUUCGGCGGGUGAUGGAGCCCUACACUGCCACCAGCCUUAAGGUGCGCAAGAAGAACUCUCUGAAAGACUUUGUGGCAGUGGCUGGACCUCUUGGUGUGACCCACUUCCUCGUGUUCACAAAAACUCCCACCAGUAUCAACCUUAAACUCUUCCGUCUCCCUGGUGGGCCAACCUUGACCUUCAGAGUCAUACAGUAUUCGCUCAUCAAAGAUGUUGUGUCAUCCCUGAAGCGGCACCGGAUGCACGAGCAGCAGUUCACCCACCACCCGCUCCUGGUGCUCAACAACUUUGGCCUUCAGGGCAUGCACAUCAAGGUCAUGGCCACCAUGUUACAGAACAUGUUCCCUUCCAUCAAUGUCCACAGGGUAAACCUUAAUGCCAUCAAGCGUUGUGUACUGAUCAACUACGAUGCAGACACCCAGAUCCUCGAAUUCCGUCACUACAGCCUGAAAGUGGUGCCUGUCGGGAUAAGCAAAGGGCUUAAGAAGAUCCUGCAGGAGAGGUUUCCCAACAUGAGCCGCCUGGAGGACAUCAGUGAACUCUUGGUUAGAGACAUUAACCUUUCUGAGAGCGAAGCCGAGCAAGACGGCAGUCACAACAUCAUGGAGCUGCCUCAGGCCUACACUGGCCGGGGGAACAUGAAAGCCCAACAGAGCGCCGUCCGCCUCACCGAGAUUGGCCCCCGAAUGACCCUGCAACUGAUCAAGGUGGAGGAAGGGUUAGGCCAGGGCAAUGUGCUCUAUCACAGCUUCAUUCACAAGACAGAGGAAGAGAUCCAGGAGGCCCUGGCCCGGAAAGAGGCCAAGCUACAGCUCAAGGCUGAGCGGCGCCGUAAGCAGGAGGUGGAUGUGGAGCGCAAGCAGGAGCAGAAGCAGGCGCACAGGAAGAAGAGCCUGGAGGGGAUAAAGAGGAAGAAGCAGCAGGCAGAGGGAAGCGACAGUGAUGCAGAGGACCCUGGGAUGCAGGAGGACCAGAAUAUAGAUGAGCCAUCAGACGAUGACAUGGAGUAUUACCGGCAGGAAGUAGGAGAAGAGCCUGAUGAAGACCUCUUUCCCCAAAGCACUCAGAGGAAACGAAGGCCCAGCCAAUCUGCCAAUGCAGGGAAAAGGCACAAAUACACCCACUCCACAGCUGACCAGAGCCCAUUGUCUGCAGGAACCAAUGUCAAGGCAAAGGAAAGAAAGACCUCGCGGCCCAGGCAGGGGCGUCAGGAGCCAAGAGACUCUCCUCAGCAGCACAAGGGGGGCCCCCUGAGCCAGCAGCAGAGGGACCCUAGCAACUCCUCAAGGCAUCCCAGAGGGCCACACAAGGCCAAGCGGAAGCGACUGCAGGCCUCAGGGCAGCACCGAGCCCAGUGGCAGCCAGGCUCACGGCCUCUGGGCUCCCGAUGGCAGGGCAAGUCCAGACUGGGUCGGAAGCAGGCGGCCAAGGGGAAAGGAGGCUUCAGAAAGCUGGGACGUCCAGGGAAGAAAAGGCCAGCCUAGAGCCCUCAGCUACUCUCCCUCGCUUGGCUUUAGAUGACUAUUUAUGAAAUACAUGUACUGACUCUUGGGACUGGUAGGGCAGAAGGGAAGAGCGGCCAACAGUAGGUAGAGCCAGAGCCAACGAUAGGCAGAGCCAGUUCUAGUUUUGUCCCCAUCCCCCUCCUCCCUGCUGAGUCCUCGAAUGGCAACACUGAGACUAAGGAGGAGGGAGCUAAUGGGCAAUGCCAUCCCCUGGACUGCUUGUAAGUAAGAAGACAGGCAGGUGGGGCCGACCGGGAGGAAGCUCAGAUUGAUGGGGCAACUGUCCCAGUCGCCCUAAUCAGCCAGCCUGCUUUCUUCACACAGCACAUAGUUAGGCACUAGGAGCAGAUGUAGUAUACACGUUUUGAAAGGAGUUAUACGUAUCCUCCCUGAAUCUGUCCAUCAGUGACUACUAAGCAUGAUAACUGUGUACUGCCUCCUUUAUUGGAGGCAGUAUGCCUUGGAAUACUAGCUGCUGGAGAACAACGGUGGGGGAGGGCUAUUGCACUCAUGCUCUGUCUGGGGGGUCCCCACAGGUGUGUGACUGACAAGUGUGAGAACAGAAUGCUGGGCUGGGUAGGCCUUUGGUCUGAUCCAGCAGGGCUCGUAUGUUCCUAACUAGGCAGCCUAUGAAGGUAUAAUUCCCUGACUGGUUCUGUCCCCUUCAUCCUCUCCCAUUCUACUCCUCUUUGCUCUUUUCUUUAAAAGAAAGUUUUGUCAAAUUUGCUCAUUGAAAUUACUUUUUAAAUAUCUUCUGACACUCCUUGAAACGGGAUAGGGGACCAGUGACUUCCAAAGGUUGUUGGAUUCCAGCUCCCGUCAUAAUCCCUGGCCAUUGUCCACGCUGGCUGUGGCUACUGGGAGUAUUUUUUUUUAUUUAGUUUAAUUUAUAUACCGCCCUAAGCCCGAAGGCUCUCUGGGCGGUGUACAAAAAGAUAAAAACAAGCACAAUAUAUAAAUACAAUAAAUCAAAAACAAACAAACAAACAAACAAUAACGAACCAAACAACAUCCAAAAUACGGAAAUGUUGUUUAAAAUACACUUUAAAAUGCCUGGGAGUAUAAAAAGGUUUUCACCUGGCGCCGAAAAGAUAGUAGCGUCGGCGCCAGGCGCACCUCAUAAGCAAGACUGUUCCACAGUUCAGGGGCCACUACUGAAAAGGCCCUGGUUCUAGUCAUCACCCUCUGAGCCUCUCGAUGGGAUGGUACUCGGAGGAGGGCCUUAGAUGUUGAGCGCAGUGUACGGGUAGUUUCAUAUUGGGAGAGGCGUUCUACCAGGUAUUGUGGUCCCAUGCCGUGUAGGGCUUUAUAGGUCAAAACCAGCACUUUGAAUCUAGCCCGGAAACAAAUAGGAAGCCAGUGCAGACGGGCCAGAACAGGUGUUAUAUGAGCGGACCUUCUGGUCCACAUCAACAAUCUGGCCGCUGCAUUCUGGACUAGCUGUAGUUUCCGAACAGUCUUCAAGGGCAGCCCCACGUAGAGCGCGUUGCAGUAGUCCAAUCUAGAAGUUACCAGAGCAUGAACAACUGAAGCGAGGUCGUCACUGUCCAGAUAGGGACGUAGCUGGGCUACCAAUCGAAGAUGGUAAAAAGCAUUCCGUGCCACCUGGGCCUCAAGAGACAGGGAAGGAUCGAAAAGAACUCCCAAGCUACGAAGUCCAACAACGUCUAGAGGGCCACCAAUUUCCCAUCCCUGCCUUAGAAGGUGGGGAGAGUGAAGUACACAAAGGUUAUGUGUGCGUUCCCCUUUGAGGAUACCAGUUUUCCCCCCAAAAGCUGUUGGUAUCUGAGCAUGUUGAUACCAGGAUGAGAUUCCAGGAGCAAAUCUCAAUUGUUUUCAGAUCUCAGAAAUAUUAUUUACAUCCAUGAAAGGAAACAGCUGCUUAGUCAUGGUCACUUCACACAUUCUCCAUAGUUGUGGUCUUUUUUGGAAUUCUGAAAGCACUGGCUUUCGAAAUCAUUGUAAGAACGAGUCUUCUAGCUCUCGUGGGGAACAAUGAUGUCAGUGGCUCAUUUCAGGCAUCAAGUCAAACCAUGAUUAACAAAGCUUGACAUAAUACUCACUUAUUAAAACAGUCUACCAGAGAGGUCUUUAGGCAGAUUCCUCUCUUUCAGCUGAGCAAAACAAGGUCAAAAAGCACUUUUUCAGCUACAGCUGUAUCUCCCCAUUAGCAAGGAUUUUUUUUGUUCCUCUUGGUCAAAAUCAAAUCUUGGAGGAGUGGAAUGGUGAGAACCAGAAAUUUAGAUUUUUAUAAUAUGAUAAAUGCUGCUCUGAAAUGGGCGAUAACAAACAUCCUUGACUAUAUUUGCACCACAUUUAGAAUAUUUCAGUCCAUAUGGAACAUCUUCUAAUGUCCAUCAAAAAGCCAUGGAGAACGUUUCCUGGGAUUUUAAGGUGGGUGAGAGAUCUCUGAUAGAACUCUUUAGGACUGAAAGAUAAAUUUCAAAGUCAUGAUUGAACUUGCUUAUAAGCCACUGAGCAGCUGUCUGUAAAUUGGUCAAGAGAAAUCUAUUAUGUUGGAAAUAGACACAUCUCAUCAACCUGUUCCUCAAUUCCAUCUUUGAUGACUGCUGAAUUCAAGCUGGAAAAAUAUGUUUGAAAGGAUCCACAAAAGUGUAUCCAUUGAAUUGUCCAUUUUGGUCUCAUGUCCUAUCAGAAAGCAUUUUCAAAAAAGUAUGAGUGUCCUGUCUUUCAUCAUAUAAGUCUUAAGCUAAGAAGCUGAGCCCUCAUCUCAGCUGGUGAUAAUCCAAUUCUGUAUAUGAUAACCCCAGUGUACUCCUGUUACUAGAAAUGCGGCAGAAUGAUUGCAUCCUGUGGGUGGAUGCUGGAGGAAAAUGCGGUGCUGUAGCAUCUCUGCAAGGCUAACUAAUCUCCAGGAGAAGUUUUUUAAAAGGAAGGAGAGCAUAUCAGUAUGUUUAAACUGUUCUCUGAAUCCCGUGUUGUAUGCAGUUUAGUAAACAUAAUUGGCCUGAUCCAGCUAACAUGAAACAUGUC